CAUGGAUCUAUGGUUUCAUUCGAUCCGGAUUUGCUGGUGGAGGGUUUUGUUUCUGAUGAGUAUUUUCCAGGACUAUUUGAGCUCCAUGCUGGACUGCCCGCCGACCUGCAGCUGCUCUCAAACAGAGAUCUAUUGCAAUAAGUCCGACAACGGCAGGUUUUUCCCUUUACUCGCCCUGCAAGAUACUGGGAACAAUGGCACCAGUGUUGACAUAGCAGAGUUAUUCAAAAACAUCACCUCUAUACACAUAGAGAACUGGACAGGAUUGCAGACUCUGAGAGACGUUGAUAUGGAGCUCUACACUGGACUACAGAGACUAACUAUCAUGAAUUGCAACCUGCGGGUGAUCCAGGCUCGAGCGUUCGCUCAGAACCCACACCUACGCUACAUAAACUUGUCAAAGAAUCCUCUCACCACUCUGUCAUGGCAGCUCUUCCAGCACCUCCAACUCUCCGAGCUGCGUCUGGAUGGUGUGGUGUUCGACUGUGGUUGUGAUAUCCGCUGGAUCCAGCUAUGGCAGCAGAAAGGAGAAGCUGGGCUCCACACGCAGCAGCUCUACUGCAGGAACGGAGCCUCCAAAAUACGACUGCACAACAUGUACAUCCACAACUGUGACUUACCAGAGAUCAGUGUGAGCCACAGCAGUGUGUUGGUGAUGGAGGGUGACAAUGUGACAGUGAGCUGCAAUGGAUCUGGAUCGCCACUUCCUGAAGUGGACUGGACUGUCAGCGGCCUGCACUCCAUCAACACACACCUGUCCAAUGUGUACUGGCCCAAUAUCCACUCUAUCAACCUGACUCUCUUCAACAUCAGCCGAGAUGACAACAACUUCCAGCUGACGUGCAUCGCAGAGAACGUUGUGGGGAUGACCAACUCCUCCAUCCAGCUCAACGUACAGUUUCCUCCUGUCAUCCUGAGACUGGCUGAGCCUGAGCAGCGCCUCCACACCUGCAUCGAGUUCACGGUUCGGGGUUACCCCCACCCCAAGCUGCGUUGGUUGUACAAGCAGAAGGAGAUUCUCCAGAACGACUACAUCCGAACUGAGAUGGACUUCUACCAGGACUAUCUGGAGGGGUGUCUGACCUUCCAGAACCCCACACACAUCAACAACGGCAACUACACUCUGGAGGCCAGCAACCCCCUGGGAACAGUCACCAAGACGGUGUAUGCCCACUUCCUCAUGAAACCGGGCAUCAUUGAUGAAGUUACUUCGACGCCAUCAGAUGGUGAAUCAGGCCGACCAGAUGAAGAUACAUUCGGGGUUUCCAUCGCUGUUGGUUUGGCGGGCUUCGCUUGCGUCCUCCUCCUCGUCCUUUUUGUUCUCAUCAACAAAUAUGGCCGGCGCUCCAAAUUCGGUAUGAAAGGUCCAGUAGCUGUGAUCAGUGGUGAGGAAGACUCUGCCAGCCCCCUGCAUCACGUCAACCAUGGGAUUAUUACCCCCUGCACUCUAGAUGCGGGUCCUGAUGCGGUUGUCAUAGGGAUGACUCGUAUUCCCGUGGUGGAGAAUCCUCAAUACUUCAGACAUGGACACAACUGCAACAAGCCAACCACCCUUGUCCAGCAUAUAAAGCGGAGAGACAUCAUCCUGAAGAGAGAGUUGGGUGAGGGAGCGUUCGGGAAAGUCUUCCUGGCAGAGUGUUACAACCUGAGCCCCACCAAGGACAAGAUGCUGGUGGCUGUCAAGACGCUGAAAGAUCCCAACCUGUCAGCGAGGAAGGACUUCCAGAGGGAGGCAGAGCUGCUGACCAACCUGCAGCACGACCACAUUGUUAAAUUCUACGGAGUGUGUGUAGACGGAGACCCACUCAUCAUGGUGUUCGAAUACAUGAAGCAUGGAGACCUCAACAAAUUCCUCAGAGCCCACGGCCCAGACGCCAUGAUCCUGGUAGACGGCCAGCCGCUGCAGUCCAACGGAGAGCUGGGCCUUUCCCAGAUGCUGCACAUCGCCACCCAGAUUGCCUCGGGCAUGGUCUACCUGGCCUCCCAGCACUUUGUCCACAGAGAUCUGGCAACCCGUAAUUGCCUGGUGGGCAAUGGCCUGCUGGUCAAGAUUGGAGACUUCGGCAUGUCUAGGGACAUCUACAGCAGCGACUACUACAGGGUUGGAGGACAUACCAUGCUACCUAUUCGCUGGAUGCCCCCCGAGAGCAUCAUGUACAGGAAAUUCUCCACGGAAAGCGACGUCUGGAGCUUUGGAGUCAUCCUGUGGGAGAUCUUUACCUAUGGGAAGCAGCCUUGGUUUCAGCUGGGUAACAAUGAGGUUAUUGAGUGCAUAACCCAGGGUCGGGUUCUGGAGAGGCCACGGAUUUGUCCUAAGGAGGUGUAUGACAUCAUGCUGGGCUGCUGGCAGAGGGAACCGCAGCAGCGACUGAACAUUAAGGACAUUCAGAAGGUUCUGUUUGCCAUGGGAAAAGCCACGCCGGUCUACCUGGACAUCCUGGGCUAGCAGCAGCCCCGGAUGGCCCAUUCCUCGCCAGACGGACAGAUCGACAGAGACAUACAGACAGACCGACCCACAUGAAUCCAGGAAUAACCAAACCAACCUGCUCCACUGUCGAAAAACAUCUACAAAUGUUUGGGAAGGACUUAAGUGCCUGCAACACUUUUGGAUAUAGUGGAUAAAACGUAUUCAAAAAACACGCACUUUUACAUUUUGUUUACUUGCGUAUAAGAUGUACAGGUUUGAAGACUUUUUUUUCCCUCAAAAAAAACUGCAAAAAUACACAAAAAUGGAGACGAAAACAGAAGUAUGUGGACUGGCAAUUGGAAAAUGGCCAUAGUUUGAUUAUAUUAUAGAGAGAACACGUCAGAGUUAAAAUCUAUCCUGGGUUUGGUUUUAUGAAUAUAUAUAGAAAUAUUACAUAUAUUUUAUAUUUAUUUCUUUUUGUCAAGGUGUUGGAGGGUCUGCCAUGUGUGUUGCUAAGGGCUCGGCCCUGUCCGAAGACAUCACCGACAAACUAUUGGCAGGGACUUAACGAAGGAAGCCUUACUUGCACUCUGAUUGGCCGGCACUCAGCUUUUAUGGGAAUUCUGCUUCUGUGGAAGAACACUGGAUGGUUGAAAAAAAACAAAAAAAAAAAACAAAAC
This is a messenger RNA of Seriola dumerili (greater amberjack), 3087 nucleotides long. It is a transcript of the gene ntrk3b, whose product is annotated as neurotrophic receptor tyrosine kinase 3. Gene Ontology annotation, molecular function: ATP binding; transmembrane receptor protein tyrosine kinase activity; neurotrophin receptor activity. NCBI's taxonomy places the organism in Eukaryota, Metazoa, Chordata, Actinopteri, Carangiformes, Carangidae. Gene Ontology annotation, biological process: protein phosphorylation; multicellular organism development; cellular response to nerve growth factor stimulus. The transcript is spliced from 16 exons. Gene Ontology annotation, cellular component: signaling receptor complex; plasma membrane; axon. The coding region runs from base 2 to 2446 and encodes 814 amino acids. The record is from RefSeq and is a predicted model, not a curated record.